Oreochromis aureus is the source of this 3781-nucleotide messenger RNA. RefSeq lists its product as uncharacterized. The coding region runs from base 91 to 3765 and encodes 1224 amino acids. The record is from RefSeq and is a predicted model, not a curated record. NCBI's taxonomy places the organism in Eukaryota, Metazoa, Chordata, Actinopteri, Cichliformes, Cichlidae. The transcript has 6 exons.
UGAUGUGGGAGGACGCUACCAUCUCACGCAUGAACUCACACUCCAGCUGAACUUUAUCAUCCGAAGACCAGGAUUACAUUUUACAGGGCCAUGGCAGGACAGAGGCAGGGCUGCUGGAGUUUGAAGCUCAUGAUCAUCUUCAGCCUCCUCGGCCUCAUUGAAGAGUUCGAGGUGAAAGAAGAUGAGUGGGAGGAGCUCGGCUCUGACAUCGCUGCACUGCAUCGACUCCAAGGACUGUCUGAACACAUGUUUGAUGAAAGGCUUAUGAACACCUCAACAACCAGGGGAAACGACUACCACCAAUCAAGAUUUGGAAGAUCUGUGAAAAGGCUGGACACUGAAGAAAACCCACUAACUUUGCUGGAUGGAUUUCAGGACUGUGAAAACGUCACAGCUUAUGUCAUUACGAAGGAGAAGGACUUUAAUGCCUUCUUGGCACAUAUCGAGAAACAGAAGGUCCAAGACUGGCUGCUGGGUGCUUCAGAGAUCUCACACAGCUACAACCAAAAACUUCUGAUCAUGACCGACACAGAGAAAUCCACCAGUGACAGAGUCCAGCAGGAAUACAGCAUGGAUCCUCAUUACUCCGUGAAAGUCACCACGGACUGCCUGUUCAACGACUCCUGUGUACCAGCAGCAGACAGCUACACUGUAGUCAAAAUAUUUGGAAGUGUUUCAGAAGAUGGACAAACUGUGUCUGGACUUGAUGGAUCUUCACUUGCAAAGCUGAUGUUGAAACCAUCUCUGGAAGCGGCUCCAGUUUUCUCUCUCGAUGGAAACACAACCACACAGUUCCAACAGAACUUCAUUCGGGUUUUUAUGCUCCGCGGCCUCCAAACAGUCUUAGAAACCAACCAAAACAAUCAGCAGAUUUACCAGGUGAUGGAUCGACCUGACUCAGUUUCCAGCUACAAAAUCCCACAAAGACCAGCUGAUCACAGCACACAGUAUGACCACCAGCAGAUCGUAAUGAUGGAAAAUGACCCUGUGGUCAUAAAAGCUGCUGAAUAUUUGUAUGAGAAACAUCCAGCAGUCAGUUCUGUCUAUGUUCUUGAUGAAAACCAAAGACCCAAACUGAUCCACGGUGAACCAGUGUCUCUGUCAGAGGACAGCAGACUGGUGCUGGUAGGUCAUGGUGAAAGAGACAACGCAGGAGAAAUGAGACUGUCAGGAUACAGUUCAGGAGAGGUGGCAAAAAUCAUCGAAAGGACAAACAGAGGCAGCGAUAAAAUCAAAACAACAAGUGUGGUGGCCUGUGAGGUCGGAUCAGACCAACGAUUCAUGGAAACUCUGCUGAGGGACCUCCAUAAAAAUGACAUCAAGACAGAGCUUCAUAUGAGGGACGCUCUCGUCCAAGUCACACACACAGGAAAGAAAAUCACUCAGGAAAUCUCUCCAGAGGGGCUGCAAUGGAGACAUAAAGACAACAGCAAGAAAGUGGUGGCAAUACUUGAUAGCAACGGAGAUGUAAUAAUGAGAAACGAGCCUGGGAGUAAAGGAGAGGCUGUUUUUACCAAUGAAAGAAACUUUCUGGGUGGAGGAGAAAACAGGGGAAACAAAAAAACACUAAAAAAAUUUAUAAGAGAAGACAGCUGGCCAGAUGAACCAAAGAGGUUUGUUGACCCAGAGGUUUUUAACAAGAUUGACCAAAAUGAAGUUAACGAGAUGAAAUCUGCCAUUGAUGAACUCGAGGCUCUGUCUUGGGGAAUCUUUCACUCAGAUCAACCAGUACCAAAGAAAAUCAGUGUCAACAAUGCAAAACAAAUAAAAGGAUAUUUAAUAGGGAAAAGAGAAAAAAAGAUUAUAAAAGAGGAAACUAAAACAACUAUUAGGUGGAUAGAUGAUGAUGAAGGUGAAAAAAGACGACUCCUUAAUGAAUGUUAUGAGAUUAAAUCAGGAGAAGAUAUAAAAAAUAUAAUACGUCAUUAUGCAAAGAAUGGAGAAAAAAAGACUACAUACCUGAAGAUCAAUGACUGGAUAUAUGAAGUUGACCCUCGGAGUCUGUACGUGUAUCCAGUUGGAAAAAAGCUUGACAACAAUGAAAUAGAAAACAACAAUAAUGUAAUUGAUGAUAUUAAGAAAUGUAUUAAUGAACAGGUGGGGAACGAAAAAUACCCAGACAUGCGAGACAAGAUUUUUAAAAAUGUAAAGAAUGAAAAAAUGAAUAAUAACGAAAAAAAACAACAAAAGCAAAGAUAUGCUGAAUAUGUAGAAAAUACUUUUCGUGGGGAGCACCCAGGUGUUUUUAAAGGAAGUCAUUCCAUGAAGGCCUGGUUCACCACGUAUUUCACUGCAACAGUUAUAUCUGAAUCUGCAAGAAAUUUCCGGACGUUCCCUCUGACUCUUAUGGCCCUGGAUCUGGUUCAAAGCAAGGACAAUAAUAUCCGACAGAAAGGACUGGAUUUCUUCUUUGACAAUCAUCCAAUGACAAGAGGAGGCAGUUGGAUUGACCCGAGCAGACGAGGAUUCACAGGCUCAGCAACACAUGAAGAUUCCAGCAAAUUAACAAAUCAAGAAGAACACCGUAAAACUGAGGAGGAGCUAAUGGGUAGCCUUGUUGACCUUGUAAAACGAGAGGGUAACUUCUUUACAGAAUGGAAGGAAACCGUUGGUAAUGGUGAAAGUGAUGUGGUGAAACGCAUAACUGAACUUUCAAACACCUACAAAACAGUGACGGAUAAUUCAGACUUUCAAAAAAAAUACAAUGAUUUCAAAACAGACACCAACAAGAUAACACAACCUGACGAUCACAGAAAACCUUCCACAUCUGGAACACUGGGAGGAUACGAUGAUGGCUACGUCACAAUGCGAGACCUGAAUUCAGCCUCAGAAUUAGAAAAUACCUUCAAACAUGAAUCUUAUUUCUCUAGAGCAUCAGCAUCGUUGGCUGAAGACGUCCAUGCUGCACUACAGGACAGAUACGGUGAAACUCUGGCAGGAAUGCACCUUCAGGAGGGAACGGCCCGAAUAGAAAACGGACAGUUUGUAUGUAAGCUCGUGUCAGAGAGAGCUGGUGCUGAGCCCGUGGAGUUCAGGGCUGAUUUAUCUCCACAGAGUCAACAUUACAGUGAAAAGAUGUGGAAGAACAUUGAGACAUCAGUGCAUGAGAUGGAGGAGCACAGUUCAGCAUCCUCCCAUCAGGUCAACAAGUAUGUAGAGAGGACUGGAACUCCUGUUGGAGCUCUGGGUCUCAUGCUGGGACUGAAAGGAGCUGCUCGUGCCUUUGAAGAGGGAAACAUCGAAGAUGGUGUGAUGGGCUCUUUGCAGACGGCUCAUGGAGUGACGGCUAUGACAACAUCUGCUAUUGCAAGCAAAGCUUUGACCUCAGAGUCAAGAAUCGCAAAAGCUGCAACAACGAUCAUGAGGAGUCCUGCAAUGAAGCGUUUUAUGGUAGUUAUACCAAUAGUGGGAAUUGGAUUUGGGAUCUACAAUGUGAUAGAAGAUUUUAAAAGAGGAGAUGCUCUGGGAUACAUUGAUGCUGCGUUAGAUAUAAUCAUGGUUGAGUUAGAUGUUGUUGAGCUUGUUCAGCCUGAACUGGCACCUUUCAUCGCACCUAUAAAUCUGGCUCUAUCAGUAGUGCGGAUGGCCAUUGAUGAUGUUUAUAUGGGCAUCCAGAAUGAACUGAACAGCCUCCCAGCGGACGCUGGAGUUUUGGACAAAAUAGCUGCUGUUUUUGUUGGCUUUGGAAAAGGGAUCAUGCACUUUGCUAUACAUGUGGCUAGUUUUUUUUAUGACUGGCAUUAUGAUGAAAUUGAGGAGGGAUGAAGACUUGUUGCACAGA